GUAACACACAGUGAAUGUUUGGCUGCUUUAGAGAAUGUCUGAGGAGAAAACAGAGAGUUCACCUGAGGAGCUGAAGGAGAAAAUUCACUUUCUGACUGAUGAGAACCAACACCUCUGCAGUAAACUGGGCUCCACACAAAGCAAAGCGGCUCAACAUGCCGCCUCCAACCGUGACCUGAGCUCCAGACUGGUGCAGAGUGAACAGGACAGACUGAAGAUCUCCAAAGAUCUUGUGGAAGCACAGAUUGAAGCCAACAAACUGAGAGAGAAAUAUGAGGCAGAGAUAUUUGAGCUGCAGAAUAAGGUGCUGUGUCAGGAAGGUGUGGUGUCGAAUCUGGAGGCAGAGCUCAGCCGUCUGAAGCGGGAGGUGGAGUCGGCAUCGUCACAGUUACAGAUCGCUGAGGGGAACGAGCGGGACAUAGCGGAGGAGUACGCAAACCUGAAGAGUAACUUCCUGACUGUGAGCGAGGGUCUGGAGCGUGAGAUCACACACUCGCAGGAGCUGAGCGAUGAGCUGCUAACACUCGCACAUACACACGAUACACUGCUGCUGGAGAAAGAGCGAGAACAUACACACACACUCGAGCUGGAGAGAGUCAAAGCUCUGCUGAGUAGAAUGUCACAAAGCAGAGUUAGGCUAGAGGAACUGGGCCAAGGCUGCAAUGCUACUGGAGACAGACACACACACAAGGCCCAGUAUGAGAUGAGGGAGGAGCUGGAGAGAAUGAGAAAGAGUUAUGAAGAACAACAACACCAACUUGAGGAGAAAAUUGCAUCUAUGGGAAAAGACCAGCAGGAGAAUAAGAGAGCGAUCCGAAACACACAACAGGAUCUUGCACAUCAGUCAGCUACACUCCUUGUUUCCCAGCAUCAUUUGAAGGAGGUGGAGGCUGAAAACUCUAAACUACAGAAUCAACUGAAGGAGCUGAAUCAGGAGUAUAGAUCACGCCUCACACACUACAUACACGACAUCACGGAGUGUGUGCGCAGACACAGUGAUACAGACGUGCAGCUGAAGGAGUACGUGGACUCCAUGUUGAAGGAAGUGCGAGUGUCGUAUCGGUCCAGAGAGGAACAACUGACCAGCACACUGAGAAACUACCGUAAACGCCUGCACAACCUGAGCAACACACAUCAACUACUGCUCACUGCCUACAGAAUGCAGCGUGAACAGAUUCUGGUGCACACUGGGCGUGUCCUGGAGGCGGGGCCACCUGAGGCACACUUCAGCCCUGCAGACGUGGAGAUUAGAGGAGAGACAGAGAGAGAACUACAGAGGCUGAGAGAGGACAAAUCUCACCUAGAGACACAACUCAGAAUCGCACAAGAACAGGUAUCUUUGCUGUCACAGUCGUCUCAGAAUGAUGUACCGCUCGCCGAGGAAGCCUGGGCCAAUAUCAGGAAACAGCUCAGAGAGAUUGCAGUCACUGCACAGGAGACGCACGAGAGAGAGCGCGCACAGCUCAUCACCAGGGCAACGGUUGCUGAGGAACAAGUAAGGGAGCUGCAGGAGUAUGUUGAUAAUCACCUGGGCAGGUACAAGCUGGAGGUUACUCGUUUGAGGAGGAUGCUGCGGUUUGAGGCGGGGCGAUCCCAGAGUGCUGAAGCACCUAAGCCCCGCCCUCUACAGCAGUCACACAAUGCGACUAGUGAUGAAUUAUAAACAAAGUGUAAAAUACAAAAGACAAUAAAACUCUUAAAUCAUUUAACAGCAAA
Molecule: messenger RNA, 1716 nt
Organism: Tachysurus fulvidraco (yellow catfish)
Lineage: Eukaryota; Metazoa; Chordata; Actinopteri; Siluriformes; Bagridae
Product: coiled-coil domain-containing protein 78
Exons: 14
Coding region: 35-1663 (542 amino acids)
Cellular component (GO): cytoplasm
Source: RefSeq, a predicted model, not a curated record